CGAAAAUUAGUCUCGUAGUUCAUUAAAACUAUUUGCCCCGUUGCUGAAAAUAUAGCAUUAAUGGGUAUGGGCUCAAAAUCCCACUUCUGCGGUGAAUCUUGUUGGUGGAACAAAAAAAGGUUUUACUUAACGUUUUCAAUACUUUUAAAAAUAUAUUGAAAAACAAACGGUCCAAAUGUUUGAAGUAUUAAUGUGACAAGUAUGCCAAUUAUUAUAAUUUAAAUAAAACUCUGCUCAAGACAAAAAAAUAUCUCUGUUAUCUGGAAAUUUUAACUAUUAUCAAAAUGAGAAGUAGCGGAUUAGUGUUAUUCGUGUGCUCCGGUCUAUUGCUGAGCGGAGGAUCGAUUCUCGGAGUGUCAACAAUAUGGAGUUUGAUACGUAUGUCAUACUAUUUCUGGACGUCUGAUCUCGGAGUUGAACUGGGCUCGAGCGUGUUGUUUAUAUCGGGAGCGCUGCUCUGCCUGCCAGCGUGUUGGCUGGCGACCCUUGUGCCCUACCACCCAAGAUCUCUUUCAUUACUAGCAACUCUUAUGAUACUAGUGACAACUGGGAUAAUGCUAUUGUCUAUCGGUAUGACUUCCAUAACGGGUUUAUCACGAGCGGUGCGUGAGCCUGCCAUACUCAAUGCUAGCAUGCUGCGAUCUAUGUCCUUCGAAGCAAUCGACCCAUCUGUUAGAAGCGCUUUUGCGUCUAUGCAAAUGGAGUUAAAAUGCUGUGGCGUGAAGUCCCAUGAAGACUGGUACAAUAAUGGACAGCGGUUACCUCCCUCGUGCUGUGGACGAGUUUGGAAUGGAAAGAAUGGUAAUAAUAUAUGCGAGAUACCGUUGUAUAGCACGGGGUGCCUCCGACCUGCCCUUUUCGAGUUGCGGAUGCUUGCUAACUCAAUCACUAUACUUGCUUGUGCCAUAAUUAUUGUUAAGGCAGUGACGUUGUACGCGGCCGCAUACACCCUAGUGACGGGUGUGGUGGAGAGGCCGCCGGCCGGGUACAAGCCACAACCGAUGCGCUUUGCAUGCCUCACCGCACCGCCCUUCGCGCCGGCCUACUCACAACCACGUCUUGAGGCACCCGCUAUAUAAUACUGGGGGUUACUAUCUGAGGGCCAAGUGUGUGAUUAUCCACCUUAGUAUACUUAUUCGAUGGCGUGAAAGUUAACGCCGAAUUAGAUGUAAAGUGACCAGCCUGUUUCCCAGUAUUGUAACUAGAUGGCGCUCUUCCGAUACCAUAUACACCAUAGUUAACUUUCACGCGGAUAAGUAAACGUAGUUAGAAAAUCUCACCAUUGGUACUCAGUGGCGUGCACUUCUUAGACGCACAAAAGCACUGCCUAUCCAGGGCUUUAGAAAUGAACGGGGAGUCUCCUCGGAAUAUUCAGUAUUUUGUCACACUUUAACUGAGACAACUAUUCGAACUUCAGAACGUGAUAAAAUACUGAAUAACUACUCCGACGUUAUUCCACGUUUAUUUGUAGCUGCGUUUUAAAUAACUCCUAUAGGAAGAGGGUUUGCCAUUUCAAAUUUUCCCGCUUUAUGCCUAACCUGGUCAAAAACGCCGUAAACGCCACUGCUGACUAGUUGCUACCAUUGCUUACAGGAGAAGUAUUUUAAAAUGACAGUUUAAUUGACAUACCUUGACGUCCUAAAAAUAACGCUUUUAAUUCGAAAACAAAGUUUUAAUAUUAAAAUAACAGUAUUUGCGCGAUCGCAGUUAGGGGGCUGAUCGCAACUUACUUAAUAUCGCCGGGCAAAGACACUCGUGGCGAUUUCUCGGUACCACAUAAAUUUAAAAAACGGUGAGAUUAUUACACAUUUUUACUGCAUCGUGAUACGCCGAAGUAAUUGCUGAUGAUGUUUGUCAACAUGCCACUUUUUCAGUAGAUAUGCACUAUAAAUUCAUCUGACAAAAUGCGAAAGUUUUGAUAUCAGGCAUAUUUCAGUGGGUAUUCACAAAUUCAUCCACAGAAACGCUGAAAAUGAAACGUCCCCAAAGAGUAUAUCUACCUAAAAAUUCCAAAAUAAAUGCGUAAGAUGCAUAAACAUGAAUUGUUCAGUCGUAUUUUUCAAUCCUUACGAGUACCUUUAAAUUUGCUCAAAGACGACUGUGUUUGGCGUUCAUUUCCCAUGACUACAGUAAGAUGCUUGUGGCUUGUCUUGUAAUAUGCGAUCGCCAAUCAGCUGAUAAGUAGGGUUUACGUUUCACAGAAGUGUUUAAAUUUUUACUAACGAUUACUAUUUUUUUUUC
Molecule: messenger RNA, 2241 nt
Organism: Pararge aegeria (speckled wood butterfly)
Lineage: Eukaryota; Metazoa; Arthropoda; Insecta; Lepidoptera; Nymphalidae
Product: tetraspanin-3-like
Exons: 7
Coding region: 285-1079 (264 amino acids)
Cellular component (GO): membrane
Source: RefSeq, a predicted model, not a curated record